AGUACAAGGUUAUCAGUGACGGACUUGCCAAUUUCCCCGGAAAAAGGGUAAAAAUAUGCAACUUGAACUGUCCAUAUCUAAUAUAAGCUUGGCCAAAAGAUUAGUCAGUUAGUUAUAUUGGAGACACUGAUAUACAAGAUUAUUCAGUGGUAUAUUAAAGAUAAUCAUGUAUUUUAAAUGUAAAUUAUCGGGCUGUAAAAAGAAAUUUCCAACAGAUAUUCACAGAAUUUAUCAUGAAGAAGAUGACCACGGCAUUAUUAAACCAAAAAAGUGUAAAGUCUGCAAAAAACAAUUUGACAGAAAAUCCAUUUGCAUACGUCACCAGCAGCAGGAACAUGAAACAAAAAAUCUAACGCAAUAUUUGGAUGAGCGUUACUACGAAAUAGACGUAGAACCAGCUUCUCGCAAAAUUGCUCUAAGGGAAGUUAAGAAGGUAUUUAAUGAACUUGGAAAAUGCUUUGGCGAUGGAAUAUUUUCCAAUAAUUUCAGAAAGUCUGGAAGUUAUUCAACGGAUACUAAAGUUUUGCACGCAGAUGAGUUUGACUUCGAUGUACCCUUAAGAUUCGCCUUGGAAGAAUUGCAUUUAAAUCGAGAGGGAGAAAAAGUAUUUUUUCACUUUACACAAAGGCAAAAGACGCUUAAUUUAAAUGUCCCUAUGAAGGUAGUUGGAACAAGAAGCUGGGAGGGAAUUCCCCAAGGUUAUGUGGAAGUUGUAACAAAAAAUGAUGAAAGAAUCGUACCUAGAAUCAUCCAAGAAGAACUUUAUACAAAUUUACUGUGUGCUAUAAAAAAUGUAGAUGGUAUUGUAGAUGUUCUUAAAGAACCUAAAGGUCCAGCGCUGACAGUUAAAAUAAAGAAACCAGGUCUUCCUCACAUAACGGUUGAUCUCUCAGCAUCUAUCUCCACAAAUCAAGUUACACUAAGUGAUUAUAAAUGGCCAAGGGAGAAAACUAAAUUAGUUUUAACAAAAGAAUUAAUUAAAUCAAUCAAAGAUGCUGGGCUCCAUCUAAUUCCAAAGAAGCUGAAGUUUUGGUAUAUUUUCGUUUCCAGAGCUGGACAGGUUCUAAUGAACGGUAUAGAUUCUAACGAUAACGGCUGCCGAAAGAGAUGCCAUAAACUGUUGAAAGCUGAUUUCCAGACUUGGUUGGGGAGAUCCAAUAAUAACUUACCUGGAAUAUCAACGAUGAUUUUUAAGCAUCAACUCUUUUGGUUUAAUGAGGGUAACACUACACUAGACUGGUCUCACACAAAAACUGCAGAACGCUACUUGGACAUGUUAGAAGAUUUAGGCAAACGAUUGAGAAGUGGAAUUUUAUACAACUACUUCAAAGAUUACGAAAAUAUUCUCCAGGAUAGAGAUAUGCAGGUGUUGAAUCAAUUAGCCAAUUUGGUCGAUGCGAGAAGACAAGAGCUAGCAAUGAUGGGUUGAGGGAUUUCAUUUGCAACAAGAUUAACCAAGGGAGAGAAUUUGCUGAGAAUGCUAACGGCAUGUAAUAAGUAACGGGUGGAGAACCGCAUUUUCAGGAUGUUAUGGUUUUAUCGAAAAAACCCGUGAUUUAUUAAAAAGGCGAAUGAAGCGUAGUGGAGUCACGUUUUAUCAAACUUACUGUUAAGAGAAAAAUUGGAAAACGUUUUGAAUUCAUUUGCUUCUGAAGUGAUGCAAAGAUGAUGGAUUGACUGGUACUUGAGUUAACGGCCUUUUUUCUUUCUUCAUAGUUUCAUUGGAAAAUUUUAAUACAUGGAAUUGGGCAAAGGUUCAAACAUAGUAAAUUAAACCGCUACGAUAAAAUUGAACGUCAUCAGUUCGAUUCUUUAAGCCCACCAUUAUAUGCACAGUCUGCUCAAUCAGAGUUUAGUUCUUGGCAAAAAACCGAACACUCUAUUGUAAAUCAAAAUUUAAAAAAUAACAGCUGUAGUGUUUGUAAACAUUGUAAUUAAUAUUGGUGAAAACUGCAAACUAACUAUGUAAUUUGUUUCCAUGUAUGUAUAAUAUAACAAACAAAACGGA
Hydractinia symbiolongicarpus is the source of this 2008-nucleotide messenger RNA. Its product is annotated as cyclic GMP-AMP synthase-like. The coding region runs from base 167 to 1429 and encodes 420 amino acids. Lineage: Eukaryota; Metazoa; Cnidaria; Hydrozoa; Anthoathecata; Hydractiniidae. The record is from RefSeq and is a predicted model, not a curated record. The transcript is spliced from 5 exons.